GCAAACUGCUGACGACCCGAAACAAUAGGUGACUUUUUAGCGAGCAAUUGGGUGCCGGGCAUUGGUCACUCAGCUGGCUUUACACACGGCUUAGACGAUGACGUUCUGGUUUCUGGUCUUGGUUCUGGUGACCUUAAAUUCGACAUGGCUUACCUGGCCCGCAAGGGCCGCCAAAAUCACUUCCGUAUCGACGUUUCAGUUUCUGGAGCAACCCAAUGCCGAUCCGGAUCAGAGCUGGUCCCACCACCUUCCAACAAACUUCUACUCCGAGAUAAACCAGCAGUACUACAGGAGAUUUCGAAGACAGGCUGGCCUGAUCAACAGACUUGGAACAGGAAAUCGGCAACAUUAUCCAUUUGAAUAUGCUCGAUAUGUCUGAAAAUAAAUGCAACUUAGUGUA
This is a messenger RNA of Drosophila rhopaloa, 400 nucleotides long. RefSeq lists its product as uncharacterized. Lineage: Eukaryota; Metazoa; Arthropoda; Insecta; Diptera; Drosophilidae. The record is from RefSeq and is a predicted model, not a curated record. The transcript has a single exon. Bases 98 to 379 code for a protein of 93 amino acids.